AUGGUACUGGCAUUUUGUAGACGUGGUUCGGUUAUUCCUAUUUGUAUCUAUCUAUUGGUGGGGAGGUAUAUGAAGGAACGAAUAAAUGGAUUGAGGAAUGAGAGCUCGAAGACAAAGAGAACCGGGCUUUUCCAAAGAAUGACUGCAGCUUUACCACUCCCUUUGAUUAUCAUAUACAAAAAGGUCUCUUCCACUUUCCUAUCAAAUCUCUCUCUAUUCUGGCACAUAAAUGAAGGGAUCGAAGAGAUUAUGGCAGAUCAUGUUCACCAAGAAAUGACCCGCAAUUUGAUCUUGGUCUAUUUGAGAUUGUUCCUUUUAAUCGUAAUCAAAGAUGUUUUCUUGUCUCUCGUUUUCUUUUCCGAACAAAUCGAAGAACCUAAUGGAUCGAACUCAAACAUCAAAGCGUCUGUUAUAUCUAUUAAAGAAAAGAAUUCACCCAUGUCAACAGUAAGAAAUAGGUCAGAAUCAUACCCGCUAUUCCUGGGAUUCUGUAAUCAAAAACCCGGCAAUCUCCCAUCUCCGAAUGGCAAAAAGUUUUCAAGGCACUCGUUAGGCCUUAAAUCUUCUAUAUACUAG
Molecule: messenger RNA, 576 nt
Organism: Eucalyptus grandis
Lineage: Eukaryota; Viridiplantae; Streptophyta; Magnoliopsida; Myrtales; Myrtaceae
Source: the annotation of a RefSeq genome assembly